CUUCAGACAAGGUCCUUUGUUUGCAUUCUCCAUGUGGUUCUGGAAGAAAAGACUCAAAAAGUUGUGACCGAUGGCUAAAAUAGAGUGCUGCAGCUAGUCAGGUCCUCCAUUCGCCGGUGUGGUCAGGUUGCUGGGAGUAUGCUCACUCUAGACGGUAACAUGGUUUGUGGUGGCACAUUUUUAUUUCUGUGGUAUUUUAUUUCAAGUGUGUUUGGGUUUAUAAUCAUAUUUUUGCACAGAUAGUGCACUCCUAGUGCUCCAUCAGUGAAUUGUUGACUUCCCAGCUGUAGUACGACUUUCUGUAUCUUCAUCUUUUCUUUCUUGUGUUUUUAAGAGUUUUGUUGUGACCAGCACUAAGAAAAAAACAUCUGCCUUAUCAGCAUAGCCUCCCAAUCUUUUUUUAUUCAACUGAUAGAGUCUUAUACAAUAUUAAACUCACAAUAUCCUUUAAUAUCCAGCUCCGAUAUCACAUAACACUGGACACAUCAGAGACUUCAUCAGGUCCACCUAUUCAAAAGGCCUGUGGGAGUGUAUUGUAUGCACUUAUACCCUGUGAGUUCCCCACUAUGAAUAAAACCUGUAUGAAAUCAGAGUAAAAGGUGAGGAAUGCCAUCAACACUGUUUUGUUAAGUUUAAUUAUCAAAAAUUGUCUAUACACAGUAUAUAUAAUACAGUAUAUAUACACAAUCCACAAAUUUGCAUAUUGUGCCAUGUUGCUGUGCCGUGUCAAAUGUAUUGUGAAUAUCCCCUCCAUCUGUAAGGUGUUGUGUCUGUUGUUCUGCCUGAUUGCAUGUGAGGGCUAAACAUAUCCCUCCUUGAUAGGAAGGAAAACAAAGCACCACCAUAGCAACACUCAAUAACCUAGAAUGUUUUUUGACUACAAUUUAUGAGAUAUUUUUAAAUGUGAGUUGAGAUGUUAAACUGAUGGACUGGGCUUUCCUUUCUUUAGUGUUUUGUUUUGGUUUUGGUUUUUUUGCACACAAAAUGCCUAUAGCUCCAUCUAGUGGUUAGUAGACAGUACAGCAUAUGCUGCUUAUCAGCUCCCUUCAAAAGCCAUUGCCGCUCUUUUUUUGUUUCAUGCGUUUGAUAACACCUGUGCCAUGAUAGUUUAUAAAAAGACAUGUGUUGAAGAGUUAGUUCUUCUACAUUCCCCGGCCAAGUGUUUGUUUAAAUAAAAUACAAUCUCCACUGGCAUACUUGGCAGAACAUUUUCAUUUGUUAGCUGCUGAAGUUUUAAAAUUUAAAAUAAAGAACUAAUACUAGCUUAAAUGGGCAUCUUAAAGUACUUAAAAUGCUAACAUCACAUAAGACAAGUUAAAUCCUAAACACAUACGUCUGUCUUUUGACAAAAAACAUCAGAUUAAUUAGUUCCAGGAAAAAAAACACAAAGGACAGACGUUAGACCUUGAUGUGAGUGUGUAAUUCAGUGUGGGAGGUGUGACUACCUGUGUUUGCAUUGUGGUCACUGCGGCCUUAAGACACAGUUUUCCACUCAAACAUUUACCUGCCUGUCACCCCGACUCUCUUCCUUUAGAGUAAAUGUAGCUUAUGAUGAAAACGAGGUAGUUGAGCAUUAAUAUAUUUGUGAUUACCCACAGCAAAUAUGGACCUUUGAUUUUUUUUUUUUUUUUUUUAGGGCAAGAAAUAGAUGGUUCAAGUAGUCAGAACCUAAACUCAUGUUCACAGCGCAUUCAAAUCAAGUUUAGAAAGUUUUCUUGAGGAUGCAUUAUUGUUUUGUACCUUAACAUAAAAUCUCAGUCUCACAUGUAAAGACCCAAGGAGUGUUAUAUAGUGAAUAACUACACAUUUAUAUUACUGAUGAUGAAUCAACAUAUGUCUGGUAUUUUUGAGAGGGUCUUGCUCAUGCUGCAGUAAGAAAGGUGUGAUUCUGUGCAAGAAUGACACCUGCCCACAGAGUUUCCGUUGUGUGAGGCUUGACUACAAAAGGAGGUGGUGGUGUUCGGGGGCACAGCCAGACACAACGUUCAGCUUUUGCUCCUGCACAAUGACAAUGAUCCACGCAUACUGCAUCAUAUUUUUCUUUCAGCUGCUCUCCCUCACUGGGGCUCCUGAGAGCAGCAUAGUGGGUGGCAAGGUUUCAAAGCCUCAUUCCAGACCCUACAUGGCAUCACUCCAGUUUCGUGAAAACCAUUCAUGUGGCGGUUUUCUUAUUCGGGAGGACUUUGUUUUAACUGCAGCACACUGCAAAAGUGACUCUCAGGCCAUGACAGUGGUACUUGGAGCUCAUGACAUAAGAAAGAAAGAGAAAAGCCAACAAAGGAUCCAAGUGGCCAAGUACCAUCAACAUCCAAAAUUCACUGGAGAAUACGAUUAUGAUAUCAUGCUACUUCAGUUAAAAAAGAAUGCCACGCUGAAUAGGUAUGUGAAGGCCAUCCAACUACCAAAGAAAGAUGGGAAAAUCCCCGCCAACAUUAACUGUACUGUUGCUGGCUGGGGCCAAACUGAACCUGGACCCGGAAAGCCUGCCUCAAAAGUACUGAAGGAGACGACAGAGAAGAUGCAAUUCAUCUUUGAGUGCAAAAAAAUAUGGCAAAAAUACUUCAAUAGUGAUCACAUGAUAUGCACCCAGUUUACCAGAAAGAAGGGAGGGGUUUGCCAGGGUGACUCCGGCGGACCGCUCAUCUGCAACAGCAAGCCUCUCGGAAUAACGGCUUUUACCUUGGCAGAUGAUUGCAACAAUCCCAAGUAUCCCCAUGUCUUCACUAAAAUCAACUUCUUUCUGCCCUGGAUUAAGAAAGUGAUGAUGGGAUAG
Molecule: messenger RNA, 2773 nt
Organism: Plectropomus leopardus (leopard coralgrouper)
Lineage: Eukaryota; Metazoa; Chordata; Actinopteri; Perciformes; Serranidae
Product: granzyme B-like
Biological process (GO): proteolysis
Molecular function (GO): serine-type endopeptidase activity
Source: RefSeq, a predicted model, not a curated record